GCGUUGUCGUAGCUGCUGCUUGCUGGGGACACCACACACGUCCCUCGCAGCCACACACUUGAUGAAUGAUGGUGGCGGCCGGGAGGCUCCGGGGGGCGAAAUGGCGAGAUAAAUAGGUUCAGGGAGGCGAGAGGAGGGUAGCGGCAGCCAUUAUUAGCUGGUGGAGUGGUGGUGGUGCUUCCUGUUGUGUGGCUCGUGUUGUGCCUCCUGUGUAGCGCCUGUUGUGGCUCCUGUUGUGGCUCGUGUUGUGGCUCCUCUACGCCAGCAACAGUGACUUGGGCACACUUGUAACUCAUUAAUGUCAUUAUCUUCGUACAACCGUCGUCAACUUUACGGGAAACAUAAAGAAAUAACGAGUUUCAAAACUUGUGCUUAACCUGCUGUUUUAAUAUUUUAAGAAGGUGCAGCUAUUUCUGGCCUAUGAUGCGAUACUGCUAAACGUCUCUAUCAGUCUCAUUGAAGUAUUGUGUUAAAACAUGAUAAUCAAAGGUCCAGAUUUUAUGUCCAGAGUAACAUAUCAUCUUGGGUUCCUAACCGCUGACAAGGGUCUAAUUAGGACUUUGUAUCAUUAAAUUUGCACCUCAGUACUGUAAUCUUUGUUUUGGUUUUAGCCAAAAAAGAGCACAAUUUAAAUGUUUUAAAGCACCAAGUCAUAUGGGAUUAUAGAAGUAAAGCUACCACUUUCCCGAGUUUACCCGAGUGCCACUAACACUAGUGGCCUUGACGAUGACAGGAAGCUGGCCGGUUGUCGAAGGUGCCCCUAUUUGCCUUGAUGAUCUUUCCCAUCAGUUUCCGAUCUAGCUUUGAAAGUUAGCAGAGUUUUGGCAUCAGUGGUUUCAGCGGAUAGGCAGUUCCAUAGGUUAAUAACCCUGUGUUGAUUAUUUGUUAAUUAUUGAGAGCAUAUGGUGUUCCUCAUAUACAAAGCAAUUCUUCAAGGGGCUAAUGCAUAAUACUGUACUACUUAAUUGAUGGUAGGUUAGACAGUUCUGUUUCUACUAAUGUACAAAAUCUUAUCUGGCAGAUAAGAUACAGAUUGCCAUUUGUACUGGAUGAACAUAUGGCUUUUCAUACAUAGCUAAAUGUUUGGUAUGUUAGGAGAGUAUUUACCUAAAGGCCACCAUCUCUAGUGUGUUCAAUUGGGGCAGUAAGCAGGUGGCUUGUUGAAGAUCUUCCUCAUUGUUCAUGAAGACUUUAUACAGCUGGAUUUUGAACUGCAGUAAUGUCUUGGCAUUUACGGCAACGGAUGGAAGGGAGCCAAGGAGGGGAAACGAUAAGUGACAUACAUAAUUACCUCGACACGUUCAAUAAGGAGAUCCAGACUGGAGAUCAAACACCUACAGCCGAUGUUGCUCGAGUAUUUGUAGAUGCAUCUGGUCAAUACUUUUACCAAAAUGUUGAUGGGAGCCAGCAGCAGGUGGUGGUGGUGUCGUCUGAUGGAACAGAUGGCUCAGAGGGGGAAGGUGGCGGUGCUGAUGGUUCUGUUAUGUUGAAUGGUGAGGAGGACUCUCUCCAUGACGAUGGGGACAGUUUGUCACAAGGGCAGGUGGCACUUGGCGAGGAUGGCACUCUGCAGGUCAUUCCUGGCAUGGAACAGGGUGAAGGCAACAAUCAGGUGGUUCUUAAUACAGGAGACAACAAUCAAAUAGUAACUAUUGUUCCUUCAUCAACUAAUCCUGGUGAAGUCAGUUAUGUUUUGAUCGUUGAACAGUCUGGUGAUACUGACAAAGAUGAUACUGUGUAUGAUUUUAACGAAGCGGAUGAAGGCCUAAGUUAUGAAUCUGGCGACGAAGAUGACAAGAAAAUGAUGCGUAUCAUUCAUAAAAAAUCACAAACAGUUACUCAAGCCCAUAUGUGCAACUAUUGUAAUUACACCAGUCCAAAAAGAUACUUACUCUCAAGACACAUGAAGUCUCACAGUGAAGAACGGCCGCAUAAAUGUUCAGUCUGUGAAAGAGGGUUCAAAACUUUAGCGUCUCUUCAAAAUCAUGUUAAUACACACACAGGCAUCAAACCCCAUAGAUGCAAGUUUUGUGAAAGCACCUUUACAACGUCCGGUGAGCUUGUUCGGCAUGUUCGCUACAUCCAUACCCACGAAAAGCCGCACAAAUGUCCAGACUGUGAUUAUGCUAGUGUGGAACUUAGCAAGUUGAAACGGCACAUGCGCUGUCAUUCUGGAGAGAGACCCUAUCAGUGUCCACAUUGUACCUAUGCUAGUCCCGACACAUUUAAGCUGAAGCGACAUUUAAGGAUUCACACCGGAGAAAAACCUUACGAGUGCGAGAUCUGUCAUGCCCGUUUUACGCAAUCCAAUUCUUUGAAGGCCCACAGGUUAAUACAUACAGAUGUUGCAUCAGGGAACAAGCCGGUAUAUGCCUGUGAGCUAUGCCCGACGACGUGUGGACGGAAGACUGACCUCAGAAUACACGUACAGAAGCUCCAUACCUCGGACAAACCCUUGAAGUGCAAGAAAUGUGGCAAGGCCUUCCCAGAUAGGUACACCUUCAAACAGCACAACAAGUCUCAUGAAGGAGAAAAGUGUUUUAAGUGUGAUCUGUGUCCUUACGCUUCAACUUCUGCAAGACAUCUAGAGUCCCACAUGCUUGUACAUACUGAACAGAAGCCUUACCAAUGUGAUCAGUGUGACCAGGCCUUCCGUCAGAAGCAGCUGCUGAAGCGACACCAAAACCUGUACCACAACCCAGAAUACAUCCCACCCAUGCCCAGAGAAAAGACGCAAGAAUGUCCAGAAUGUGGCAAGGCAUUUAGACAUAAAGGUAACCUCAUUAGACAUAUGGCUAUCCAUGAUCCCGAUGCUUCAGCACAAGAAAAGGCACAAGCACUCAAAAUUGGAAGACAAAAAAGAUUACAACUUAUUAAUGGUCAACAGGUGGAGAUGUACACUGGUGACGUUGAUGAGGAUGAGAUAAUGGCCGUAGAGGGUCAGGACGGUAACCAGUAUGUCGUCCUGGAGGUGAUACAGCUUCAGGAUGGCGAAGGUCACGUGAUGAUGUCUGAUGGUAUUGCUGUCACUGAUGGUACGCUUGAUGGCUCAGGGGUGUUGAGCUCCUCACCUCUUAUGGGCCCAGAAACAAUAACUGGAGAUACUAUAGGUUUAGUUUCCGAGUCUUCUCUUUUGGAGCUUCAGCACAAGAAAACCGAAUUAAAAACGGAAAUUAGUGAAGAGGCCAAGAAGGAGGCUCAGAAGGAGAUGGAGACAUGCUUUGGCUUUGACGAUGAGGAUGAAGGGCAAAUUCACCUGGAAUUUGGAGAAUGAAAAAGGGAUCAAUAUGGAAUUAAGUAUAUGCAUAAAUUGUAUAUGUGCAGAUAAGGUUUCUCUUUGAAGUCAUAUGCUAACUUUGUGACAUUUGUGCUGUGAUUUAUUUUUGUGGUGCCGGCAUGAUGAGCAGAGCAAGUCUGCUUGAGCUUUAGAAGGAAUUCCUGCUAUUAGUGAGACAUGGUAGCUUUACUCCAGCCAUGAUCUGAAGACUGUUGAACAUGAACAUGGCUGGAGUCUCCCACCACUCCUGACCUGUUUAUCAGGUUGUACUGUAGUCAUACUUCAAGAUUCCAUAGUAGUCUACAUCAACCAAAUGUAUUUAUGCUUAUGUGAAUUAUGUUUGCCUCUGUGAGGCAUUGUAUUGUGUAAACUGAUGGUAAGAUGUGAUGUCAACUUCAUUGACAGUUUGAAUUGGGUUCACAGCUUGCACAGCUUACCAAGUCUUGUUUCAAUUGUAAAUAGCUUAAACUAUUUAAUUAUUUAGUUGUUUUCUUCAUCCUUGACAUUAGGGAAAUUAUUAAGUAGUCUAUACAUUUUUUCAGUAACUCCUUGCCUUGUAUUUAAUUUAGUUGUUUUAAACAUUAAAUAUCUUGUUUCAUACCUUUAAAGUUUGUUCAGAGCAGGAGAAAAGGUAGUGUACACGAAUUCAUUCUCAAAUAUUGUAUAAACCAAAGCACUCAAUUUAUGGAAAUGUAGGCAUUAUGUCUUUUUAUAUUACAUUUUAUAUGCAUGGAAUACAUCUUCUAAUAACUACAGUACAGUGUAUUUAUAUUUCUCGACGACAACAAUUUACUGUAACGGUAAAAGGAUGUAGGGCAACAGAAUGAGAUGCAAUAGGUAACAUUUGUGUAACAAAACAAAAAAAUGUUGUGCGUGUCUACAGGUAAUAUAAUGAAACCUUUAACUUUUUGUUUGUAUCAUGGGCACAAAUGUUUUAUUUGUAAAUGAAGUGUUUGAAAUUUAUAGUCAAAGGACAGUGGCCUGUCUGUUCAAAUUAAAAAAAUUACAAAAUGGUAACAACAAAAAUUAUAGUGCAAUAUUUUUAAGUUAUUAAAUAAUAAUUUAAAAAGUUUAUAUAGUGUAAAUAUGUAAUUAUAUUCUGUAGCUAGUUAAGUAUGUUGUAACCUGAACACACACACCUGUUGUACUUUUUUUUUCCUAUGAAUUUUCCUCAGGAAUAAAAUAAAUAUUUAUUAAAA
Molecule: messenger RNA, 4476 nt
Organism: Procambarus clarkii (red swamp crayfish)
Lineage: Eukaryota; Metazoa; Arthropoda; Malacostraca; Decapoda; Cambaridae
Source: RefSeq, a predicted model, not a curated record